Messenger RNA from Pocillopora meandrina, 8946 nucleotides. The record is from the annotation of a GenBank genome assembly. NCBI's taxonomy places the organism in Eukaryota, Metazoa, Cnidaria, Anthozoa, Scleractinia, Pocilloporidae.
AUGAUGCUGUCUGCAAGGCAGGGAGCAUUGUUGUUGGUUUGUUUCUUCAUCUUUGGUGGCGUCCAAGGAAAAGGUUGGUUUCUCUGAAUCUUUCAAGUUUUACCUCUCACUUUUUUCAAGUCAGGCUAUUAUAUACCUUUCAUUAGCGUUAUUUAGUAAAGCAUUAAUCGAAAUUCAGAGCUUCGUGAAUUCUUUUAUAAUGACACACCCAAGCGCAACGUGAUACAUAAAAUCUUGUUAAAGGGAAUACCGCACACCACCAAAUAAAGUUUCGCAUCUAGAUGAGCUUGAAAAAUGCAAUCGCAAUAUUUUGAUUAUUUAGCCUACAACGAAGAAACUUGUGUAAUUAGGUUGGCAUAGAAAGAAAUGGUUGAGGGGUCUGGGAAACAAUAUUGAAGGAAAAAUAGAUGAACGAUCGUUCAAAAUUUCUGAGACUUGCCAAGGAAGACAAUAACAAAAACGUAUAAAAAAUUCAAUUUUGUUGAAUAUUUACAGUGAAUAGGUGCAAGUGCCUCUAACCCCUUUUACAGUGAUGAAAUCAUAAUCUAAUGACAGCGUAGCGGAUACUAAAAACUCCAAGAAAAUAUCCUGAAAUAUUCUCAGUAGACCUUUUUUACACAUCUAGAAUAUUUGCUAUUUUUGGUAAAAAAAAACAAGCCACCCUCUGAACAAUAAUUAGCAAGCUCGGCCCCCUAAGCGUGAUGAAGUGUAUGGCAUUUCUCAUCCUUCUUGUAAUUUUCUUGUUCAUUUUGGCUAUUUGACAUAUGUGAUUAAUUCGGUUCUUGUUCAACCGAAAAAAGAAUUCUAAAGACAUUCUUAAUUCGCAGAUAUGUAGGACUGUUUUAGAUAACCUAAGACCAUAAUUUCUACUUAGGAGUGCAGAGAGGAAAGAUUCACUUUAGUCAAGCCGACGACGAUUACCUUUGCCAAUAUGCCACAUUUACCAAAAGUUUCACCAAGGGUAUACCCGUACGGGUAUUUGCUUCAGUCAACCGUGGAAAUGGAUCGUCCAGUGUAUACGAUUCCAUUUUUGUAUGGGUGGAGGAUAUAAGAUUCGAUCGUUUCAAGGCCUGUGUUGUUGAAGGAGGUCGAGGAAAUGGAGAUAAUUUCACUAUCGACUGGUUUGCAUUUCAAGGUCCACAGACAGGAGUUCAGCAAGGUGAAACAAUGUUUAGUAAAUUUACUACAGGAUCGCAAUGCAACCGGGUAACUUUUCCAAAGGUAAGAUAUUUUACCUAAUUUUUCGAAGACAUUAGGGGUGAUUGGUGUAGAGAGUUGACUUAGACAUAUGAAGUAAGAAACAAAUAAUAUGUAACGUUUCUCCAACACUUAAUUCUCUAUAAUUCAGGGCUUUAAAACAAUUCCAAAAGUUCACGUCACUGUUGAGCACAGGAUCAAGGACCAGAAGCAUGACGCCAUGCUAGUUUGGAUCGAGAAUAUUUCCCCAAGUGAAUUUGAGGUCUGCCUUCGUGAAUCCAGGGUAUUUGAUGGAUCUCAUGAAAAACUCAGGGUGGUAAGUGAUUGCUUGUACAACCGUUAUCUUUUUCUGUGUUGUUUUUUCAUUUUUUUCCGGAGAUGUACAAAAUUUGUGCAUACAAAUAGGUAUAAAUUGGUUUGUGUCUCCUUGUUCAUCCAUAUGCAGUUCCUCCUCCGUUGUUUUCUCUAUUUCAAAUUAUUUAUUGUUAUCAUCGUUAUAAUCAGUAUAAUUGCAUAUAUUUUCUCAAGCAUUAAUAUUACGAUCAUCAUCUUUUCAGUCUGUUGCUCAUUUAAUUGUGUUGAUGUUUUGGUGCUCGUACUCAAAAUCAAUUUAAUAUGGAUGUGCCCAAAAUUUAGUGUUUAGCUCGCCAAAACUUAAUGAAAAUUGUUCCUUUUUUCUUGUUCAAGGACUGGAUGGCUUUCGAGAAUUAUCCUUCUUCCUGGAGGUGUAAAGAGUCGAAAAGCAUCAUAUUUUCAUCAAAGGAGUUACCUGCAGCACAAAAAAAGUAUGCUCUCUGUAGGGUAAGUCUACUUUCUUCAAAAUUAUUAGUUAAUAUUGUAGUCACAUAGGCGCAGUAGGUUCUUGUCUAAGAAACUCCUGCCUUAUUGCGAGAGCCAGGAAUGACGGAGGCCAUAAUCUUUUUUCUGUUCACUUGAUCUAAAUUAGCUUAACACAACACUCUGCCUUUUUUCACAGGAUUCAAACUUAAAUCAGUUACUCUAAUUCUAUCUAUUCUUUUAUUUAUUGACAGACUAUCAAAUUUGACGAGCCAUUUUUUACGCCGCCUGUGGUUCUCACGACUGUUUUCAAUGCUGCCAAAGGAAAUAAGUCGCACGAUGGCUGUAGCCCAAAGUAUAAGGAACCUUUAAUCACCUGGAUGGAGGUGACUUUAACUUGAAAUGUAAUAUCCUUUGCACAUCACUCAUAAAUUCGCCUACCAUAAUGGUUGAAAAGAUGCGUAAUGCAAAUGUUCGAUUGGAGUUAGUGACUUCUGUUUCUUGGCUCAUGUCGCCUACUUCUUAAUCACAUCAUUCUCCUUAUUUUUCUGAUUUCCUGGUGUGUUUAAGGUAAUUUUCUUCUCUCGAUUUUGUGUGAGUUUCUUUUCUUCCCAUUCUUCCCUUGCUCAUUUUCUUUUUUGCCAAAUCUUUUCUUUAUUUCCUUUUCCUUUUGUGUGCUUUCCUCCCUUUUUGUUGCAUUUGUUUUUGCUGUUUUCCUUUCGUUGUCUUUUGGUUUCUGGAACUCUUGUACUAUCAUGUUGUAGGAAGUGACCGCGAAACACUUUCAAAUUUGUAUGAAAGACUGGGCAGGAUACGAUAGUCAAAGGAGUGAUGUGUCCAUAGACUAUUUGGUUAUUGGGGGUAAGUAUGAAAAUUAUUUCAUGUUUUCUUUGACGUCCACUCCUUAUUAUCAAAUGUAAUUUAGCAAUCUUUUAUAAUAUUUCUUUCGUUUUCAGACCUUGAUCCGUGCAGAAAUGUUAACUGUACCUACGAAAGCUUUUGCUUUGCUUAUACCCCCUGGAGAUUUGAUUGUAUCUGCAAGGAUAACUGCCCAUCAUACGAGGAACAAGUCUGUGCUUCCAACGGUCGCACGUUCAAAAACAUGUGUUUCCUCAAAAAAGAGAUUUGUAAAACACGUGGAAACUACACCAACUACCAUCCAGGAAGCUGCAGAGGUAAGCAAAAUACGCAAUGAGUGGUUUGCAGAGUUCAACUGACUUCCUUUUUAGCCAUCAUCUUGCCCUUAUCUCUGCUUAAAUUGCUAAAGUUAUGUAGUAACCUUGUUCUAACCACUAAUUGGCAAAAAAAUAUCUUUCCAAGCAAUCAUGGAGAACAUAUUGGAUACUUCGGUUGGUUACCUGUUUGAGACCCUCGAGUUUUCCCCUUCCCACAAAUUAACUUUCAAACAAAGACGCCACUUUUACCUGGACUUAAUCAAAGAUGGUUUUUAUCAUGAUUGUAGGUUUUCCGAUGCAGAAAGGCAGACAUGAGUUCCAGAACACACCCUCGUGGGCAGAGGAUCAGUGUGAAGUUAUUGAUUUAAAACCCUUCAUUUUCUAUCCUCAUAUGAAAAUUUACGUACAACUGACUGUCAAUCACUUCAACUAUUCUGAUGAUACUUUGGUACACGAGGCCACCACACCUUGGGUCGAGAGCAUCAACACUACUCAGUUCACAGCUUGCGUUACGCGAGCUGGAAGGAAUGACUACCCUGCAGACAGCUUUGCUUUAAUUGACUGGAUGGCCUAUCAGGGAGCCCCACCUGGAGGAGUAGCAGGCGAGGAGAUGUUCUUAACUUGGUGGACUGGGACCACUUGCCGGACCGUUUCUUUUCCAAAAGUACGUUCUCUGCUGUAUUCACAUUUGAGAUCAAGCUAAUAGUUCAUGGGUUUACCCUUUCCAUUUCACAACACUUCUUUUUCCUUCCUUUCCUCUUCUUUAAUCAGUUUAAGGGUCAUCGCGGUGUUUAUUACCAGAUAGCUAAUAUGUUUCUUUUUCUUGUUUUUAUAUUGCCCCGUCCCCAAAACCUUUAGAUAUCUUUACGCUAAAAACCGCUAAGACUGGAGCUAAAUCAAUAACUUUUUUGGUUCGUUUCUUCUCCUUUCUAUCAACCUGACCUAAGCCGUAGGAUUUUCUUUUUUUUCCUUAGGGGAAGUAUUCUGAGCCACCACAAAUCUUCACCACAGCUGUCCAUUACAGAUCAAGCCUCAGGCACGAUGCUAGCACCGUGUGGCUUGAGGAUGUCUCCACGAGUUCUUUUCAGAUUUGUCUCAGGGAGCUUCAAAACUUCGCUGGAGUUCAUGAUGAUAUAUCAGUGGUAGGAAUUGUCAAAUUCAAAUUUAAAGUUGGCUAAAACACAUGGAAAACCGAGAGCACUCGAUUCGUGCCAAUCUUGGCCUAGUUCGAUGCCAUCUUUAUUUUUGGAUGUGUCGUUUAUUCGCUGUCGUUUCAUGAAAUUUCUCACCCUCCACAGAAAUCCGGUACGCUCAUUACCAGCUCUAUUUUCAUCUCUAAGAAUCUUAAAUUUACAACAUUGACUCAUAAAAUACACGACUUUACAUAGUAUCAGUAAAAAUGAAUAAAAUGAAUGCCUAAUGAAUGUGAAUUUGAUAUCAGAGAGAAAAUUUGAUAGAUACCAAGUAAAAACGAUAACUGAUUCUUCGUCUCUUUAUCUUUUGGAUCAGAACUGGCUUGCAAUUGGCAAAACACCUAGACCGAUGGUUAAAGAGAGCAGCGAAGUCAUGUUUCCGAAUGUUGGUUUGCCAUCAAUAAAUUACAACUACGCUUUCUGUAAGGUGAGUGAUGUAUACCCUAAUUCAAAUAAAGUUAUAUUUCGUUCUGGAAGCCUUUUAUUGAUACAGAAUCAAUUUUCAAUUAAUUUUAAUCGUGUAUUUAUCUCAAACCUCGCUGGGGAACUUUCUUAACCAAGAAUAUGCCUAGCUGAGACAAUCUGCACUUGGGAUUGCCUAUCCUUAAGGCAGUAAAAGAGGCUAAUCGAUUAAUCAAUUAUUACUUCUAUCAAAAGGAUGUGAGUUACCUUCAGUCGGCUUACACCUACCCACCAACAAUAUUGGUAACUGCCAGACAUUCUACCAGUGGAGGCAAUGCUGCAGCAGAGUGUAAUGGAAUCGUGAGCUGGAUCGAGGUAAGCAAGUGAAAAUGGAAUCCUUCUUUGCUUUUGUUUUCUCCUCGUUGACGCUGCUUCUACACUCUUGUAAUAGUUUAUAUCUCAUAUUUGUUACUUUAUUUAUAAAUUUUGUCUUAAUCAUUAGUCAUCUUUCAUUUAAUUAAUAGACAGCUGAGAUAUUCGUAAAUAAACAAUUUUUUUCGUGCUUAUUGGUUUAGGCGCAUAAGGAUGAUGUUUAAAACCUAACGGUCCUCGAAAGCUAUGGACUAUUACAGGAAACUUACGUACCGAUGAAAUUUUAUGUUUCACGGAUGCUAACUUGGUGUUGUGAAGUAUCCAAUACCCUUAUAAAGCUUCUUUGUUUUUUUUCUUUGUUGCAUCUAUGUUCUUUUUCAUUUUUUGUUUGGUUGUUCUCUGUUUAUUUCCGUUACUCCUAUUUGGGGUUUGAGUAUGAGAAUUUAUAUUUAGUGUAUCUUUAAUAACUGUUUCCCUUCCUAGUCUAUCACUACUUCUGGAUUUCGAAUCUGUGUCAAAGAACUGUAUGUAAAACGCUUUGACCCACUAAAUGUGUCAUACGCAGUGAUGGGAGGUAUGUAAAAUAUGUUUUUAUAGUCCAAUGUUGGCUCAGUGUCUUUGUGCCUCUGAUGACCUUAAAUAUAAAGUUGUGUUUCCUGCAUGUUCAAAAAAAUAAGCCAGGAUAGACGGAGAGGUGAAGAGAUGGCAUGCAUCGAUGAUAGAACAACAGAAACAAAAAUAAAUUAUUCUAAAAUAAGAAGGGAUACAUUUAUAUAAGUUUAUGCCCUAUCUAUGGACUACAACUUAAAAUUUCAUUCCCGUUUCACAGAUUACUUAUUGUUUACCACACAAAUUAUUUUAUGCAAAUUUACGUUCGAAAUGAUUGCUUAGAUAAAGGAACAAGUAUAAUAGAUACUGAAAAUCUGGAUACAAUAAACGAAAGUGUGUUAUCAUUUAAUUUAUAGAAAGCAUUUGCGACGACGGCUGGAAUUAUUUCAGAGGGUAUUGCUAUAGACAAGUGGCUGCAUGUGAUUCGUGGGGCAGCAGCCAGGGAAAAUGCGCCACGCAGGGAGCUAACCUUCCAAGCAUACACAGCCAGGAAGAAAACGUUUAUGUCCAGAGUCUGCAUGGCGGAGAGCACUCUUGGCUAGGGCUCACUGAUAUCAACUCAGAAGGGAAGUUCGUGUGGAGCGAUGGGAGCACAUUUAAAUUUAAGGACUGGGCGAAGGGCCAACCAAACAACUAUGGCAAUGAAGAUUGUGUUCAUACUCUAGGCUUCCUCAAAAACCAUCAUUACGAGUGGAAUGACGUGAACUGUACUGAUUGUCACAGAUUUACCUGCAAGAAAGGUUGGUGAAGAUAACAAUCAUUUCUAUUGCUAAUGGGAUAUUGGGCCUUUUAAACCCUCUGGAAGUAUGAGCACACCUAAAAUUUUCUGAAGGUACACAUGUCACUGUCAGCUUAGUGUUAUGGAUAGUGAAUUUAAAGAACAGUUUCUGGAAAUUAGUAGAAUGCUUAGUCAUGUUGACACGCAUAAUUGAACUUCUGAUGACACAGCAUGGAACUUUCUAGAAUCUUCAUCAAAUUACGUAAUUUUGAUGAAAUUCUACCAGAAUAGUUGGUUUCUAAACUUCCAGAAUGUUCUACAAUACUUUGUGAAUGUCUAUAAGGCUUCAGUCGUGCAAUUUAGUGGUUGUUAUUGUUAUCGCUGGUGACAGACUGUCUGAAAGCUAUGCCGAGAGAGCUACCGGAGUAUACUGCUCAUUUCAUGGAGAUUUAUGUCAGUGAUUAAACUAAGUUAUCAUCUCUAGUACGCUCGAGUAAGUUUUUGGAAGACAAUCAUUGUUUUUUUUUUUUAUAAAAUUCGCUUCUCGUUAAGAAGUGCAGUGUAGGAGUAAAGUGUUCUUUCUGUUGGUUAAAGUUAGCUCAUCGCUUAGUAAUAUAAGCAUAAUUUACACAUGAAGCUAUCAUCUCCAUGCACGAUGUUGGUUAACGCAUCUUCUCUUAAGUUGGCUAGCUUUAGUUUGGGCUGCUAUACAUUUUUAAUUGUCUUUCGAAAAUGCCAUCAAAAUUUUUCUUCCCCUGCAGAUUAUGAUGAAUGUAGAGACUUCAAUUAUCACUGCCCGCAUGAUUCCCAUUGCAUCAACAAUGAAGGCUCUUACACCUGUAAGUGCAAUAAAGGAUUCCGUUUGGAUGCAAACAAGAACUGCGAAGGUUGGUUUAAUUCUCGUUAAAAGGGUAUUCUAACGUUAUUCAUUUAGAUAUCACUGAGUUUCAUUCGUUUCUUUCUUCCUUUUUUCGCAAUUCAAUCAACAAUUAACCACUUGAGAGCCUCGUAAACAAACUCAGAACGCUUCUCUUUGGUGAACACUCGUUAAUCGUAUGUUUCAACCCAUAAACAGAAUUCGAUACCGCUGAGAUCUGACAAAUGAUGGUGUUAAAUUAAAUGCCCCAUUCCUUAUUUUCUGUUGAAACACACAAAACUGAGUAAAUACCAGGCACCAUUUAUACUGGCAAGAGCAAGUUCUCGCUAUUGGACUAUACAGUCAUUGUAGCUAAUUUGCUAUUAUCUUUCUCAUCUGGAAACAGAUAUGAAUGAGUGUCGAUUGGGAACGUUCACGUGCGAUGCCCAAGCGGUCUGCGAGAAUAUUCCUGGCACCUACAAAUGUAGAUGUUUUCCAGGGUUGGCUGGAACCGGAAAGACUUGUGGCGGUAAGUAUAGAGCGCACCAAGGUUUAUUUCCCUUCUUCCUUUAAGUGACAUUUUACACUUCAUGUUGGGCCAUUUUCAAUGUUCAGUAGUGAUAAAUUGUUUAACACGUUGUAUCAGCUACACAGUUUUUCUUUCACUGUAAUUCGUAUACGGUAUUUUUUAAAAUUAUUUUUUUGCAUAUUCACGACAAACAAGAUUAAAAAGAAAAGUGAAUUUUGAUGCAGUUUAGACUGGAGUUAUGGGAGAGAAGCUUAUUGUUUUAAAUUUCACAGCACCGAACGCCACGGUAAUACCCUCCUGUGCAAAUGUGACUGUUGUCCAGUCCGAUUCAAUGGGAUAUAUUGAGUCAAAUGAGCCUGGAGUUUCAGUAACCUAUAAAAGCAAAAUGGAUUGCACGUGGAACAUAACCACCAAUGGACAAAUUGAACUUGUAUUUAUACGUUUGGAUACCGAGGAUAAAGUCGACAUCGUUACCGUGUAUGAUGGCCUGUCACGAUCUGCUCCCGUAAUUGGUACUCUGUUUGGAAAUACUCUCCCCAAGCAAUCUUUGACAAGCACAUCCAACGAACUUCUCGUGAAAUUUACUUCUGAUGGCUCUAAGGAAUUUGGGGGAUUUCGCGCACGUUAUCGAGGUAGGGUGGUUUUGAGUAAGAAACACACGUAAAGUAUAUUAUGUAAAGGUAAUAGGUUUUUUUACGAAAACUGUGGUGCUGCGUUGGUGGGGUAUAACAAGAUAAUUUGGUUUCACAAACCGAGUUAAUUGUUUAAAUCGGCCACCGUAGAGAGUUUUUAAAGCUGACUGAGUCAGUAAAUGUGAUGAUUUCUUUAGCGGAAAUUUAUUAACGUUGUUGUCAAUAAUUCGCGUUUUCCAUGCCAGAACAGUUAGACACAGAAACCGAUAAAACGCACAGUUACGAAGGAUUAUUUUAUUUUAAUUUUGACGCACUCAUGCUUGAAUUUUCUUCACUUUGUUACCCGAGAACAAAAUAUCACUUGCUUUAUUGUCAGCUAUUACCGAUGGAAGCGUGCGCAUAAACAGCACCAGCCGGUCAACUGGCAGAGUGGAAGUUUUUACGAUGGCAAAUGGGGGACCAUCUGCGACGAUGCCUGGGACUUGA